Molecule: messenger RNA, 255 nt
Organism: Durusdinium trenchii
Lineage: Eukaryota; Dinophyceae; Suessiales; Symbiodiniaceae
Source: the annotation of a GenBank genome assembly
AUGUUGAAGGCAAUUUCUUUGGCUUUGUACGACAACCCAAAGGUCAACUCCAAGUUUGGAUCCCCUGAUGCAAAUCCUCCCAGCUACACGAUCUAUGGCAGCCACAACAUCUCAGUUGCUGUUGACACACCUGGUGGCUUGAUGGUGCCCAAUAUCAAGGAUGUAGGUGGCAAGAACGUGCUGGAGAUACAGCAGGAAUUAAUGCGGGUGGCUACUGCAGCUCAACAGGGCAAGCUCGCCCUCAACGAUAUCCAG